Messenger RNA from Ostrea edulis (European flat oyster), 4455 nucleotides. RefSeq lists its product as uncharacterized. Lineage: Eukaryota; Metazoa; Mollusca; Bivalvia; Ostreida; Ostreidae. The record is from RefSeq and is a predicted model, not a curated record. Bases 1819 to 3642 code for a protein of 607 amino acids. The transcript has 14 exons.
GUGGAAAACAAAACUCUAUCCAUGCCCAUAUCCACCGAUCAAAACCACUUGAAAUCUCUCUUCACACACUUGUCAUUAAAUAACUGUUCAAUUAAAAUCAAUAGCAAUACACCUUUAAGAAGAAAGCUUGCAGUUGUGGAUUCAGAUUCUGAUUAGGUCUGUCAAAAUGUUUCGCGAGAUGGACUACCGAGUGACGUCACGCAUCACCCUGAUUAUUGAUUUAUUGUGUACUUAUUCAAAGAGGAAUAACUCUAAUACAAUUCCCUUAUACACUCGUCGGCCGAUUUUUUUUUUUAUCAGCAACGUAGUUGCCAAAAUGAAGGUCGUAGAAUUCGAUUCUGGUGUUAUUUUUUUAUGCAGAGCGAAAAAUUAAUUAAUUGGAAAAUUCCCCAAAUGGCGUCGCUAGGAACAAGGAAAACUGAAAAUUUCUAGAAAUAUGAGAGAAAAAUACCCUCUUAUGAGUUGCCAUGAAAUAUUAAGGUGAUUCCAUCCUCGGGGUUGCAAAAAAGCGGUAUAACCCUCGACAAAGCCUCGGCUGUCACAACUGUUUUGCAACCCUUGGGAGGAAUCACCUUAUAUUCCAUGGUUACUCAUAAGAGAGUUUUAUAAUCAUGAUACCUUUAAAAAUGUGCUUUGACUCGUGUUUUCAUGGUAACAAGACAUCCGAUUUUGUGCAAAGACGUGAGCCUCAGUACAUGUUGAAUUUUCUUUUCUAAAAAUGUCCAUAUUCAUUUUUCAUCAACUUCCCAUUGCUAUUUAAUUAAGCUAUGUUGUGUGUAAUUUUUGAAAAUAAAACCAAUUUGCUGCAACGCCUUAACACGAAAUAUAUGCCCUCGAAUGCCAAACAAUUCCACUGAAAAUGAGAGAAAAUUCUUUCAAUUUUGUGCGGAAACACAACAACUGGUGGAUCGUUCUUACAUUGAUAAAUGCGUAUCGUAUAUACUAGAAUAACAUAUGAAAUCAUUAAAAAUGUCAUAUUUCAUUUAAGAAAAUAAAUUGAUUUUAAAAUUUGCGCUAUUGCGAAAAUGUGCGAGUUUUUUCCGAAAUCUAGAUCAUCUCGACUCUUGACUGCAAUGCGUAUUCCAUGUAUAUUCAUGAUCAAGAAAAGUUACGUCCCUUUUCCGAAGUGAAAGUACAAAUUUGUGAAUUGUGAUUUGGAUAUUUUGAGCUGAUUUAAGUCUUAAAAUCAACUAGAAUUUUUCAUUUCACACUUAAGUGUUUGUGGUAGAUCGUUAUGCUCUUGGUGGGAAGCUUUCAAUGAUGAUGUAUCAGUGGAUUUACGUUGCGAUCGUGAUUACAACAAGGAUAACUUGUAUGCAAACACUUCUGGGAAGAUUAGCCGAAAAAGAAACACACAGGUGUCAUUAAAUGUGUCCAAUGCCGUUGUCAUAACAAUUCAGAUCCCUCUGACUGUCCGGGGUGCAUAUUCAAGAUUGGAUGUUCUAAAUGAAAUUAAGACAGAAAUGUUUUUUUUGUGAGGAAUGUAUAAGACUCAGCAUCAUCAUAUGACAGCACAGUUGUGGGUCAUUAAAAUUUAUACGGAUCCAACAUGGCUGUAACUUUUUUAAAGAUUGUUCAGUUGAAAUGUGUCCACUGAGAAAACCAUAGAGGCUCAGACUGCCGGAGCAUACUUGAUGACCUGUUUUUGAAUUUCCCACCCCCUUUCAUGGAUGGAACUGUACUCAACUGAACAAUGCAACUGUACAUGUUCAUAGUUGACUGAAAAAUACUGAUAUAUGUGCAGAAACAAAUAUUGUGUAGUUGGAAUAUAUUGAUUUGACGAGUAACGAAAACUCAUGGAAGAGCAAACUAGAAAACAUGUUGAACAUAGAUCUACACCUAGUGAGGCAAGGAGAAGACAUCUCGCUUCCUUGGCUUAUAAUAUGUAACGCCAAGUUUCAGGAUAAUAACUUUGACGUCAUUGGAACAAUACCAGAGCGCCUACCGAACACGCAGCUGCCUGGAAUGGUUAUAAUGAUUAUUCAAGGAGAACGCUAUAGAUACACAUCAUAUUACCCUGACUCACAAAUAAAGUACAUAACAUGUGUGGAUUCUGGCUUCAAAAAUCCUACUAAAUUGAGGGAAUCACUCGAAGGCUUCAUUUCAAAAGAUUGGGGCAGAUUUGACAGAAACAAAUACAACGAUCACAAUGAGGUGACAACUGGACAAAGAAAACAGAAAGCCACAUUAAACAGCGCCGUGAACAGACCUCACAAAUUUGAGAUGGUGAAACAAUCUUUGUCAAAAUUUCUGCAGAAAAAUUUUCCCGAAUCACCACGCUUUCGAUUAUCUUCAGAGCCUAAAAGUUCGACCACAGAGUCCAAGCUCUAUGGAUUUCUGCUCAACAUUGAUCACAAUGAGGUGACAACUGGACAAAGAAAACAGAAAGCCACAUUAAACAGCGCCGUGAACAGACCUCACAAAUUUGAGAUGGUGAAACAAUCUUUGUCAAAAUUUCUGCAGAAAAAUUUUCCCGAAUCACCACGCUUUCGAUUAUCUUCAGAGCCUAAAAGUUCGACCACAGAGUCCAAGCUCUAUGGAUUUCUGCUCAACAUUGGUGAUAAUGGAAUAUUGCUGCCUAAAUAUGUGAAGUUGACGAUGAAGAAGCUGAAAUCAUCCCGUUUGUCACACAGUAAUGAUAACAGCAAAACACAGAAUCAAGGAGAAUGUAUUCGGUGUGUUGUCCACCAUGUUGAAGAAAUGACUAGUGACACCAUUAAAGUCUGCGGAAAUCAGCACGUGGGUAGACAAGUACACAUCAUCGUGGAGAAAGAGAGAAUCGACGGUAAUCUUGUCAUCAAUAACCAAGCUCGAAAAGGCAUACAAACGUUCCUGGACGAAAAUUCAUCUGGUGGGAUUGAUGUCAUUCUGCAAAUACAGUAUGAAUCAAAUACAGUGUAUAAAUAUCUCAAGUGUUACCUAUCUGAGCAAAUGAAAGGUGUACAAAUCAAUUUUCUUCAAGUCGAUAACACUCCAACGCAUCCUUGGAUAUUCGUUUGUGAUACAUUCGACGAAGAUAAGUUUCUAAAACUAAAGGAAACUUCAAAAGACCAUGGAUCCAUGCUCUUAGAAGUACACGGCUGUCGAACUAUACCUAUAGAGGCAGAGAUCGAGGAUAAAAGCAAGGACGAUAACAAACAAAUCUUUCUUCUAUUUUUGGGAAAUUCUGAGAUUGACGAUAGCUUGUAUAUGAAUGAUUGCGCAAAACACGAACUCCGAAAAAUUAUUGGAAAUAUCGCAGGUGUGCCGAAACGAAUUCACAUCAAAUGCCUUGCAAAUCUUCCAAAGAAAGCAUUCUCUAAUUUCACGGAGAGAUACAUUACAAGGAUUGAACCAAUUUGGAUAACUGAGGAGGAUCCCAUUGAGGAAGGAUCUAUCUGUAUUGUAGUCUGUUUCACUUUUUCUCGUCUUCAGGAUGACAUUGCAGCUGUCCUUCGAGUUACACCACAGGGUUGUACCAACAUGCUUGUUGUGAUUCAGAACUGCCGAGAAGGAAUGUCACCAGGGUCAAUGCUGAAGAGUAAUCUGAAUGACAUCUUUAAAGAUUUUACCAACAUCUUGUACGACGAUGGGGAGUGUUACGAUUGUCAUAUCAAUUCUCUGGCAGCAGAGAAAGUUCAGGCUUUCAUCGACAAUAAUUAGAACGCAUGUCGAUGUAUACAUUUAUUGUAUUUUUGUAUUGUUUGGUGCCAGUGUAUCGUUUACAUUAUAUGAUCUGUGAAGAGAUAUUCACUUUCUGUAUAAAGUGUAAGAAAUAGUAAAACUGUAGGGGAAAAUAAGAAAAGAAUAACGUAUAUGUAAAUCAUAGCAUAUAUGUGAAAUAUGGUAUACUUCUGAAACAUACUCUAUAUGUAAAAUAUAUUGUAUACCUAAAUAUAGUGUGCAUAUAAAAUAUACUAUACAUGUAAAGCAGUAUAUCUGUAAAACAGUGAACAUAGUCUGUUAUCUUGAAUAUCCUAAAGAAUAUUGUGUAUGUGGAGAAACUUACACUUAUAGCAAGAGCAGGUUAGAGAUUUAAGAACAUAUAUUAAUUUCAAAUUAUCAUCAGUUAAUGACCUACAUCUACAUGUAUACAGAAAUGCCAUAUUUGUAUUUGAAAGAAGAAAAUAUCUUGUAUAUUGUACCCCCCCCCCCGCCUCGAUGUUCAUAUCUCCGUUGUGUCUAAUGAUUUCAGGUUGUUCAAUUUAGAUCAGACGCUGACAGAUUUAUCACAUAUGUAUAGGACCUAUCUCUAUGUCUAGGUGUCGUACGUUUGUGCUCUUGUACAUACAGUAUAGAUCAUGGGUGUUGUAAUGUAAUUUUCUUUUUCUGGCCGGACAUGACCUUUACUAAUGUUUUGAUUAAAACGUCUAGGAAUGUACGCGAUAGUUUCAUGUUGUUAAGACUCGCAUCGCAUGGCGGUGUCGUAUUGUUAAAAACUACCAGGAAAUAAAAAUUACCAAAGGGAUGAGGAAU